AUGAUCAAUAUCUUCACUGUCCUAAAUUACACGGAGGAAAGGCAGGUGAAUUUUGCCGUAUUCCAGUUUGAAGGAUUAGCCAGAGCCUGGUGGAAUGUGAUUAGGGCUAAGUGGGAGAGAGAACGAACAACAUGGACUUGGGCAAACUUCAUACGAGAGUUUAAUGAGAAAUAUCUUCCACCCAUAGUCCAGGAGAAAAGGGAGGACGAUUUCAUUAGGCUACGUCAGGGAGCCUUAAGUAUAUCUGAGUAUGAGACUCAGUUUACCAAGUUAUCCAAAUUUGGCCCUGAAUUGGUAGCUACGGAGCAAAGGAGGGUGAGGCAGUUUGUACAAGGGUUGAAUGUAGAAAUACAAGAGGCUUUGGCAGUGGCACAAAUUAAUACUUUCACGGAGGUUCUGGAGAAAGUCCAGAGGAUUGAAAUUGCAAGGGUGCAGGACGUGACGGUGGUCCAAGACGCUCAUUGA
This is a messenger RNA of Coffea eugenioides, 465 nucleotides long. RefSeq lists its product as uncharacterized. The record is from RefSeq and is a predicted model, not a curated record. The coding region runs from base 1 to 465 and encodes 154 amino acids. NCBI's taxonomy places the organism in Eukaryota, Viridiplantae, Streptophyta, Magnoliopsida, Gentianales, Rubiaceae. The transcript is spliced from 2 exons.